AAGGCGGCAAACCGAAGCACGACAGCAGCAUCAUGGCUCCCACAUCCGCUGAAUCAGCCGGCGACCUCGCUCACGAUGUCCUCCGGGCACUGGCCAACACCGACCAGAUCCUCUCGACCGAGGCCUUCCCGAACGUGCCCUUUGAGACGCUCAAGGCCGCUCUCGAUCGCCUCUCCUCACGGUCCAUGGUCGUCUACGAGCAGAUUGAGCGACAGGAAGCCGUUCUCGAGCCCGAAGCCGAGGAGAUUGUCCAGCAUGGAAGCCACGAGGCUCGCGUUUUUGAAGCCGUCCACAAGGCCCUUGGCGGUCUCUCGAUCCAGGACCUGGAGACGACGAUUGGCGACAAGAACGUGACCAAGGUUGGCCAGGGCAAGGCCUUUAGGGAGAAGUGGAUCAAGAAGGAGGACAACAAGCUCGUUGCGCUGGUCGACUCGAUCGAGGACGUAACGAGAUCGCAGCUCCGCUUCAUCAAGGAGACCAAGUCGCACGACCCCAAGAUCAUUGCCGACCUGAAGAAGCGAAAGCUGCUCAGCACCCAAAAAGUCAUUUCCUUCAAGAUUUCCAAGGGCCCCAAGUUUGCGCUCGAGAUUGUCAAGGAGGAGACGGACCUGACGGCCGACAUGCUUGCGUCUGGAUCAUGGAAGACGGCAAACUUCAAGCCGUACAACUUCAAGGCCUUGGGCGGGCACCAGGCCUCAGGGGCUCUCCACCCUCUCAACAAGAUGCGACACGAGUUCCGGCAAAUCUUCUUCGAGACUGGCUUCACGGAAAUGCCCACCAACCAGUACAUCGAGUCUGGCUUCUGGAACUUUGACGCUCUCUUCGUUCCUCAGCAACACCCUGCCCGAGACUUGCAGGAUACCUUUUACAUCUCCGACCCCAAGACGGCUGGCCGGCCCGGACCCACCUCUGCAGAUGAUAAGCAAAACUACGAAGAGUACUUUGAGAACGUAAAACAGGUGCACGAGAAUGGAAAGUACGGCUCUAUUGGCUACCGAUACCCCUGGGCCGAAGAGGAGUCAUUAAGACUUGUCCUUCGCACUCACACAACCUCUGUUUCGGCGGCUAUGCUAUACAAGUUGGCGGCGAAGAAGGGUCCGGACGGCCGUGUGCCUCCUGUCCGUUAUUUCUCCAUUGACCGCGUUUUCAGAAACGAGGCUGUGGAUGCGACACAUCUGUGCGAGUUCCACCAGGUAGAAGGUGUCAUUGCCGACUACGGACUGACCCUUGGUGGUCUGAUGGAAUUCUUCGAGACCUUCUUUGCCAAGAUGGGCCUGACAGACCUCAAGUUCAAGCCAGCUUUCAACCCCUACACAGAGCCCAGUAUGGAGCUCUUCAGCUACCACAAGGGCCUGAAGAAGCUCGUAGAGAUCGGCAACAGUGGCAUGUUCCGACCGGAAAUGCUCGAGGCCAUGGGCCUGCCCAAGGAUCUGAGAGUCUACGGCUUCGGUCUCAGCUUGGAGAGACCGACGAUGAUCAAGUACGCCAUUUCAAAUAUCCGCGAGCUGCUGGGCCACCAAGUGGACCUCAACUUCAUCGAAAGGAACGCGGCUGUACGAUUGGACAAAGAUUAGAA
Molecule: messenger RNA, 1576 nt
Organism: Trichoderma citrinoviride
Lineage: Eukaryota; Fungi; Ascomycota; Sordariomycetes; Hypocreales; Hypocreaceae
Product: phenylalanyl-tRNA synthetase
Exons: 12
Coding region: 33-1574 (513 amino acids)
Biological process (GO): phenylalanyl-tRNA aminoacylation
Cellular component (GO): cytoplasm; cytosol; phenylalanine-tRNA ligase complex
Molecular function (GO): tRNA binding; ATP binding; phenylalanine-tRNA ligase activity
Source: RefSeq, a predicted model, not a curated record